Protopolystoma xenopodis is the source of this 897-nucleotide messenger RNA. The record is from the annotation of a GenBank genome assembly. NCBI's taxonomy places the organism in Eukaryota, Metazoa, Platyhelminthes, Monogenea, Polystomatidea, Polystomatidae.
CCGCCUCCACCUCGACGUUCUCCCCACACAGUGCUUACACCACGACAAAGUUCCAGCUUUGUUACCUCCAUCCCAUCUGGACUUAUUGGACCGUUGAUUGAUGAAACUUUUGCACAUCUUGCUCAUUCGACAUGUUCUUUGCCUUCAACAGCUUCGUCUCCGCCCGUUUCGAUUCAUCCUCCCCCUCCACUACCUCAUCGUCUUCGUGACCCUGAAUCGUUGGCCGUCAGUGAGCCCGAACUCAAUAGUUCCUUAGGUCCAGCUAAUCAAUUGCGGCUUACUCUUUCGCGCCAAUGCCCACAUAUAGACCCCCUUUCACUUUCUAUCGUCAAGGCCUCUAUUCGAGAUUCGGUUGCUGGGCUUGAGAUCGAGUCAGCUCGGAUGGAGUCUUUACUACCACCUGUUUCACCAGCCCCUUCAUUGCCUCCCCCAGAGUCGACACCUCCGCCGUUGCCUACAUCUUUGCCAUCCUCAGUUGCUCCCGUUUGUACUAGUUGCAGUGGAUCAUUGAUAAUACCUGAGUCGGAUCAGAACGAACAGAAAAUUUCUCCUUCGGUAAUGCAGGUGGCCGGGCGAACAAAAGCUGUGCCUAGAUCUGCUUCGGCUGUUGAAUUGACAGUCAAGCUUAGGAAAGGUGCCAACGGAUUAGGUUUCAGUCUGACCAGUUGGGAAGGGUCUGCCUCUAAGUCUCUUGGGGACACUUGUUACAGGGAGGUGAAUCCUUCUAGGCAACACAGCACAAAUCAAAACAACUAUUCAAGUCAGCCUCAUCACCAACAUCCUCAUCAGCAUUAUCAUCACCAUCCGAUAUAUGUGAAAAGCAUCUUGCCAGAUGGAGCGGCUUUAAUGGACGGGCAACUUCGACAGGGUGACAGAUUGCUACAGAUAUUUAUGUGA